AUGUACCUCCUUCCCCUCCUCGGAUAUACUGGCCUCAUCCUAGGCUUUGGAUUUCUUACCCUCUCCAUUGCCUCUGGACUCUAUUAUCUAUCCGAACUCGUCGAAGAACAUUCUGUCUUUAGCGCGAAGUUGCUCAAGCGUCUGAUUUACGCCGUGGUAGUUGUACAACUUCUUUUGUGGUUAGUCGAUGGAUUUCCCUGGCAUCUGACACUGCUGGGUAUUGCUAGUCACGGAGUGUACUCAACAAAUUUACGACACUUCCCAAUCGUCAAAUUAUCCGACCCUUUCUUCCUCACGAGCUGCGGAUUGGUCAUGCUCAAUCAUUGGCUAUGGUUCAGACAUUUCAGUACGCCUGCGGGAUACAAAGGAGCUCCACCAAGCAGUAGAAGGGAUUGGUACUCGACUCCAGUACAUGAUCAACCCACCUUCACCGAAAUCGCAUCAUAUUUUGGCUUGUGCGUAUGGUUGGUCCCAUUUGCACUAUUCAUCAGUUUAAGCGCAGGAGAGAACGUCCUGCCCAGUAUGGGUUCAGAAUAUGCCACUGGUGAACGAGAAGGGGUCGGGUUCAAGAAAGGUCACAGGAGGAAAAAUACCGGAAUGGCAAAAGCAGCCGUCCAUGGCGUAAGAGAAUGGUUCACCGAGACCGGGGCAGUCAUGGGUCUUUGGCAAGCAGACAAUGUUCGGCCAGUACGAGGCUUUGAUUGA
Molecule: messenger RNA, 705 nt
Organism: Rhinocladiella mackenziei CBS 650.93
Lineage: Eukaryota; Fungi; Ascomycota; Eurotiomycetes; Chaetothyriales; Herpotrichiellaceae
Exons: 1
Coding region: 1-705 (234 amino acids)
Biological process (GO): endoplasmic reticulum to Golgi vesicle-mediated transport
Cellular component (GO): Golgi membrane; COPII-coated ER to Golgi transport vesicle; endoplasmic reticulum membrane
Molecular function (GO): COPII receptor activity
Source: RefSeq, a predicted model, not a curated record